Messenger RNA from Spinacia oleracea (spinach), 1734 nucleotides. RefSeq lists its product as uncharacterized. The coding region runs from base 349 to 1428 and encodes 359 amino acids. Gene Ontology annotation, cellular component: membrane. The transcript has 11 exons. The record is from RefSeq and is a predicted model, not a curated record. Lineage: Eukaryota; Viridiplantae; Streptophyta; Magnoliopsida; Caryophyllales; Amaranthaceae.
GCACAAUUGUGUUAAGGUUAAAGCAUGAGAUUAGUGAAAGCCGAAAUGGUCCAAAUGUCAUGACCAUGAAGCAUUAACUUAAAGGCCCACCAAACACUGCCAACACACGAAAACCCCAGACUUCUCUGUUCUCUACUCACUCGUAACCUCACGUUCCUCACUUUCUCUCUCCUCAUUUUCAUCCACCACCACAACUCCACGCCGGGGAUCGGCGGAAGCCGACGAUAUUCCGGAGAGGCGGCCAACUACGACAACUAAACCAUCACCUCCUUUUCCGACGGACGGUGGCACCGCCAACAACUAGAUUCUUCUUCUUCCUCUUUCCCCUCCUUUUCCAAGAUCACUCAGAUGGGGGAUCAAACAAAGCAAUCGGAAUUGAGCAUCGAAGAGGAAGUGGGUGGAGUGGUGGAGAAAGCAAAGGAAGUGCAAGAAGUGGCAGCAUCAUUCAUUUCGAAGUCAACAAGGGAAGAGAAAGAACUUCAACAACGUGCUCGUUCCCUUGAUGAAUCCAUUAGAAAGCUUCGUUCCUCCAUCAGCUCUCUCACAUUUGAUAGUCGCAUAGAUCCCAGAAAAGUUGAGAAGCUUGAGUAUGAUUUGAACCGAGCUAACUGCAUCCUGGCUGAUGGAGACGCGUCAUCUUUUCUUCCCGGCAAAAUUGAGAGUCAAUUUUUAAAGAGGUUUCUUGGUCCUAUUAAUGUGCGAGCCAUUAGGAAGGAUGUGCAGUUGAAAGUCAAAGAAGAGUACAAUAGUUACAAAGAUAGAACUGCCUACUUGUUUCUUCUUUUUCCAUCAAUUCUACUGAUUCUUAGAUAUUGGAUGUGGGAUGGCUGCAUGCCUUCUUUUCCAGUUCAACUAUAUCAGGCUUGGCUUUUAUUCCUCUACACAGGUUUGGCUUUGAGAGAAAACAUCUUGAGAGUAAAUGGGAGUGAUAUUCGUCCAUGGUGGAUAUAUCAUCAUUACUGUGCAAUGGUGAUGGCCCUCGUGAGCCUUACUUGGGAAAUUAAAGGUCAACCUGAUUGUGCACAGAAGCAGAGAGGGGUAAAGCUUUUCCUACAAUGGGCAAUGAUGCAAGGAGUCGCAAUGUUAUUGCAAAACCGCUAUCAACGGCAGAGGCUUUACACUCGAAUUGCACUUGGAAAGGCAAAGAGAAUGGACGUUGUGUGGGGAGAAACAGCUGGAGAGAGGGGCCAACUUUGGCUGCUUUGCCCUAUACUUUUUAUUUUGCAGGGUUUCGAGGCUUAUGUUGGACUGUUGUUGCUUCAAACAGCAUUUGUUGGAGUUGUAUCCGAAUGGCAGGUCGUUUUUUGUGGAUUUCUUCUGGUUUUAAUGGCAAUUGGGAAUUUCGCAAAUACGGUGCAGACUUUACUCGUCAAAUCACGGUUUAAGGCAAAGAUGAAAAGGACUAAAAGUAAGCAGCAGUUAGAUUAGAGAAGGCUUUUCCAAAAGUUCAGUAGUCUCAUACUCCCUUUACUUCUUAAUUAUAUCCUUGGUCUGUUAGCUUUGUGUUUCUCAAGAUUCUUUUUAAUGGAGUUUAGAAUUGUACACAUUGUUUUAUAGCAGAUUUUACACCCCCUCCGCCCGAAAAAAAUAAGAAAAACAGAGGUAAUUAUGUAAAAGUUUUCUGUCUUUACCACAAGUUCGAAUAUUUGUAUUGUUUAGCAGAUUGCCUGAAUUGGUCUGUAUUUGUCAAUAAUAAGAUGGGAUGAUCCCCUAUAUUCAAUUUUGAUUGAUCCA